AUGGUAGAAGCAAAUUCUGCUCAAUCUUCAAUAUAUAACCCUCCAAAGCAGGUCAUGCAUAAUCCACCUGUUAAAUCAAAGUUAUCUUUGGCUUUAGAAAAUGAGUCAAAGGUCAAGAGACAACUCCAGGAUCAAAUUUCAAUCUCAAAAAAUAAUCAAGAUAGCAUAGAUGAUGAAGAUGAAGACUAUUCCUCCUGUGAUGAAAAAAAUGAAGAAUCUUUAAAAGACUAUAAACCAGGUGGUUACCACCCUGCAUUCAAAGGAGAAUCUUACAAAGAUAACAGAUAUAACCUGGUAAGAAAAUUAGGCUGGGGCCAUUUUUCAACCGUUUGGUUAGCAAAAGAUAAUUUGAAAAACAUCCAUGUCGCAAUGAAAAUUGUUAGAAGUGAUAAAGUUUACACUGAAGCUGCAAAGGAUGAAAUUAAACUGUUAAGAUCAGUGACAAAUUCUUCUGGUAGCAACAACACCUCUUCUUCCUCUUCCCCAACUAGAGGACCAACAUUAUCUUUAAGUCCAGGUUCAAAUUAUAUUCUAACUCUAUUGGAUGAUUUCGUCCAUAAGGGUCAAAAUGGUAACCAUAUAGUAAUGGUUUUCGAAGUAUUAGGUGAAAACUUAUUGGCGUUGAUUAAAAAAUACGAGCACAGAGGUAUACCUCUCAUUUAUGUAAAACAGAUUGCAAAGCAAUUACUACUAGGUUUAGAUUAUAUGCAUAGAAAGUGUGGGAUCAUCCAUACAGAUAUAAAACCAGAAAAUGUGUUAAUGCAGAUUGGUGACGUCGAAAUGAUUGUGGAAAUGGUAGAAUUGUUGGAUAAACAAAAGAAAGAUUUUAAAAAAUUACAAAGAAUUAAUUCAGGUUCUUUAAAUCAGCCAAUACCUUCGAAACCAGUGUCAACCAGUAGCAGCGAAUUUUUAAAUAGAUCAAACUCAUCACUCCAUCGUGUUCCAAGCAGAAGACCAAGAAGACAUACUGUAAUAACUAAUUCCCAACCUUUACCUUCUCCUUUAUCUUCCGUAAAUUUCUUUGAAAUGAAGAAUCAAUUAUUAGGUACCACCGGUACCGCAAAUUCAAUAAAUUCAAAUGGCGGUGGAAACAGUUUUACAUCUUCUUAUUUGGCUUCAAAAAGUUUUAGUAGAAAUUUGGAAAAUAUUGAAGAUAAUGAGCUAGCGAAAUCUUUAUCAUCUUUUGAAAUUUCAAAUAAUCCAAUUGCUCAGGAUCCUCCAAAUUAUGACAACAUCGAUAACGAUAAUUCAAUGAUGAGUAGCCAAUCUGAUCUAGAAGAUUCUACACAUUUAGAAGAUAGUAGAAUUCAAAUCAAAAUUGCUGAUUUAGGUAAUGCUUGCUGGUACGAUGAACAUUACACCAAUUCCAUUCAAACAAGAGAAUACAGAUCCCCAGAGGUUAUAUUGGGAUCUUCUUGGGGUUGCUCAGCGGAUAUUUGGUCAGCUGCAUGCUUAAUUUUUGAGCUAGUAACAGGAGACUUUUUAUUUGAACCUAGUGAAGGUAAUACAUAUGCUAAAGAUGACGAUCAUAUUGCUCAAAUGAUAGAAUUGCUAGGUGAAUUCCCUUCAUAUUUACUUAACAAUUCAAGAUAUGCUUCUAAAUUUUUCAAUGCAAAAGGCCAACUAAGAAACAUAUCAAAAUUGAAAUUUUGGCCAUUAAAAGAUGUUUUUGUUGAGAAGUAUAAGUUACCAAAAGACGAAGCAAAAGAUUUAGCAGACUUUUUAUUACCAAUGCUAACUAUUGAUCCAAGAAAAAGAGCUGACGCAGGAGGUUUAGUAAAUCAUCCUUGGUUGAAUGAAUCUUUAGGCAUGGAGAACAUUGUAGUUAGUGAUAGAAAAUUAUACAACAGUGGUUUGGAUAUUCCUGGCUGGUCCCAAGAAGUUACUGGUCAUCCAAGACAUUAG
Vanderwaltozyma polyspora DSM 70294 is the source of this 1905-nucleotide messenger RNA. RefSeq names its product serine/threonine-protein kinase. The record is from RefSeq and is a predicted model, not a curated record. The transcript has a single exon. The coding region runs from base 1 to 1905 and encodes 634 amino acids. NCBI's taxonomy places the organism in Eukaryota, Fungi, Ascomycota, Saccharomycetes, Saccharomycetales, Saccharomycetaceae. Gene Ontology annotation, molecular function: protein kinase activity; ATP binding. Gene Ontology annotation, biological process: protein phosphorylation; spliceosomal complex assembly; regulation of mRNA processing.